This is a messenger RNA of Oppiella nova, 1511 nucleotides long. NCBI's taxonomy places the organism in Eukaryota, Metazoa, Arthropoda, Arachnida, Sarcoptiformes, Oppiidae. The record is from the annotation of a GenBank genome assembly.
GCAAAACAGAUGCGAAAGUGAGUGAAAAAAACAACAAAUUACUGAACGGUUUGGCAAUCAUUUGACACAUCAGUGGACACGACGUGUGAUCCGAACCCUCCUGAGCGAUGUCCCACUGGUUCCACAGAAACGCAUUGAAAUGCACGACAAGUCAGACGUAUUCCUUAUCCCUGGUGUCGGCCCACCCGCAGGCCAUCCAACUGUGCGACCGCCUCAAGACGGCCCGACUCCAGGCGCUCGACCUCAUGACCGACCCCUCCUCUGAUGGCGAAGUGGUGGACAAACAGCUGCGACACUACUUAUCACUGCUGUUGGGCUUUGUCUUCAACCACGGCUUUGACCCCAACUACGGACCCACCGAUAGCUCCAAACUCAGGCACUAUAUUAAGUUCAAGUGGACGGACAGCCUCUUGGGUGCCGUGCCGUGUGUGCGACAGGACUCGGUGUUUGAGUUGAUAUCCAUGUGCUAUGAAUACGCCAUUUGGUUGACGAAACACUGCUCCCAAUUGGCGGCCAAACCGGACAUCGAUAUGGAAGCGGCCAAAGAGUGUCACAAAUGUCUCCGCAAAGCGGCCGGUGUUUUGACGGCCAUCCAGAAUGAGUGGUGCGAACGGCUUCUGGAGCGGAGUUUCGUGGCCGGCAGUGAUUUGGAUCCCCGUGUGAUCAGUGCAUACAUACAACAGUGUCAGGCGGAGGCCCAGGAGGUGACGAUAGCCCGCGCUAUUGAACUCAAACACAACCCGACGCUCGUGUCAGCGCUGGCCAACGAGACGUCGAAGUUGUUUCUGGCGGCUGCCGGUGCUGUCAAGGCAUUGGAUCCGACAAAAGUGGGCAAAUGGAUGACUUACUUCCAGAUGAAGUCCGCUUUCUAUGAGUCAUACGCUUUCUGUUAUUUAGGGGAAAGCCUUUUAGAACAGGAGAAGUGCGGAGAGGCUAUCCGUGCGCUCGACGAGAGCGAGAGAUUCUACGAAAUUGCUGUCAAACUAUGCAAAGAGUACCGCAAACAGAAAGCACAGGGAGGGUCGGGCGCUAAGAUCGAUGAGCACUUGUUUUUCCGCAAAUUACAGCCUUUAGUGAAGCGAACCAAAGAUAAAUGCAUUCGAGAGAACGGAUUCAUUUUUCAUCAACCAGUGCCUAAAGACUGUCCAGUUUUGGAACUCAAGGCAACCCAUGGAUUGGUUACACCCGAAGAGUUUUCUAUGCCUACUCUCCACGAGCUAUGGACCCCUCAAUCAUAUUCAGCGUUUGAUUUGUCUAAAAAUGUCACUUAUGUUGAUCCGAGACAAAAGGAUAAAAAGGGUGGCAAAGGAGCAGCUGCUGGCGAUAAACCCGAAGAACCCAUUCCUAUGGUCGAUGAAAAGCCCAUUAAAUAUAGCGAAACUGAUCCCAAGAACCAAAGUGGGUGUCAAAUACAAUAGAUAUCAUGUUAUCUUAUAUACUGUAUAUUUAUACCCUUUAACACAUUUUUUAUAACUUUAUUUUAAGAUAUGUUUAUUUAAUAUCAGACACAA